GAGCAGGGGAAUUGCGCAUGCGCACUCCUCCCGCGUGGUGCUGUGUGGUGGGUUUCGCUCUCCAGCCUCCGCUGUAUCUGCGGCAGCUCAUCUUCCCAUCCGGGACCCCCGUGCGUUUUGGGGCUCGGAAUGUUCCCAGAACUCAAUAACCUUCUCAACACCACCCCUGAAGGGGCGGAGCAGGGGAAGUUGACUCUACUCUGUGAUGCCAAGACUGAUGGCAGUUUCCUUGUGCACCACUUUCUCUCCUUCUACCUCAAAGCUAAUUGUAAAGUCUGCUUUGUGGCCCUCGUCCAGUCCUUCAGUCACUAUAAUAUCGUGGGGCAGAAGCUGGGUGUCAGCCUGACCGCAGCGCGGGAACGCGGGCAGCUGGUGGUCCUCGAGGGUCUCAAGUCCGCAGUGGACGUCUUCUUCCGGCCUCAGGAGGAGCCGCACCCCCUGCAGUUCCUCAGGGAGGCCAACGCCGGGGAUCUGCAGCUGCUGUACACGUUUGUGCGGGACGCCCUGGAGCCCGUGGACGGUGGGGAGGCCGCCUGGAGGUGCCCGGUGCUGCUGGUGGAUGACCUCAGCGUGCUGCUGAGCUUGGGCACGGGGCCGGUGGCGGUGCUGGACUUCGUCCACUACUGCAGGGCCACCGUUUGCUGGGAAUGGAAGGGAAACAUCGUGGCCCUUGUACACGACAGUGGAGAUGCCGAGGACGAGGAGAGUGACGUCCUGCUGAACGGCCUUAGUCACCAGAGCCACCUGAUCCUGCGGGCUGAGGGCCUGGCCACCGGCUUCUGCAAGGACGUGCACGGGCAGCUGAAGAUCCUGUGGAGAAGACCACUGCAGCCCACCGCCCACCGGGAUCGGAGCCUCACGUACCAGUACAAGAUCCAGGACAAGAGUGUGUCCUUUUUCGCCAAAGGAAUGUCUCCUGCUGUUCUGUGACCUGAUUUAGGGGUGGCUGAAGCUUCCUGGGUGGGACUGUUUUUUGGUGGUGAAAGAUAAAGCAACCGAGCAGAAAUGGGGUCCUUUGGAGCCUUCUCAUACAUAACACUUUAGCCCCAACUCCCCAUUUUUGGUUGUGGUGACUUUCAAAGCCGGAGUGGGUGUGAACAUGCCAGCCAGGAGGCAGUCCUGGAUGGCAGGUGUCCAGGGUGACAUCUAGGAUAAGCGUGGCUGGUACACAGUGAGCUCCCGCCUCGUGGCUUCCCAUGGAUGGUCACGUUUACUUUUCACCUUCAUCCUGCAGGGAUAUUUUUUUCUUCUUCAGUCCAGUGAGGAAGCAGGCUUCGAGGUGUUUGGAAGCACGCUCAGCACCAUAGAGCAGGCUACAGAUUAGGAGGUUAGGCUACAGAUUGCCAGCUGACCCUCAUGGAAACCAGAGGCAGGCUCCGCCCAGUUCAAAGGUUAGCUCCUCCUAUUUCUGUGGUCGCUGGGUACCUGGCCCUGCAUGCCAUUGAGGCCAAGCCAUCAAGGCCCUGGGCUUGGCCACACGGGGCCCCCAUGGGGCACAGGUUUGCUUGGCCUUGGUGAGGCUGGGAACGAAUGUUCUUGCUGCCAGGCAGGCGAGGACCCUGGGGAGGAGCCAGGGCCUUGCGCUCCUGUGAAGACUGGAGGCGGGGCACUCCCGCCCAGCAUCCUGUGAUCCACUUGCCACGCUCAGCCCCUCAGUCAAGGUCACCUCAGCCUGUUCUCUUAAAAUGGGUACAUUCUAUUGUGUGUACGUUAUGCUACAAAGAAUUCAACCUUAAAAAACAAAUGGAAGAGAUAACAAUGCUUUGCAGGGACUAAGGAAAUUUUCAUUACCAGUGUUUAUUUUUAACUUACUGUUAACAUUUUUGAGCUUUGUAAAGGGGAACAGAUUAUUACCCUGCUCCUCAAGUCAUGCUGACUAUUGUGUAGGUUUUUCCAUUGACACAGUAGCUGCUUUUCUUCUCAAAAUACGGCAUUUGCUAGAAUAUUUUAAAAUUAUGAGUGUAAGUCACUUAAAGUAGUUAUUAAAGAGAUUCUUUUAUUAAUACGUCGGUAUUUAUACAUGCUUCAUAUGAGCUACAGUUCUGAGUGGGUAAGGCACUCCAGGACACUUUUUACAUGAUAUGCUAUUUCUUCACUUGGUUUAUACAUAUUUUCAGUAAACUUUUAAUGUUUAAUGGCUACUUAACAUUUUAUGGUGUCAUUAGUUUCUAAUUUGCAUAGCUAUUCUCUGGGCAUAUGGGUUCUGAUUUUUGUAAUUAUAAAUUAUGCUGUUGUGAAUUUUAUAUACUAUGCCUGUUUGGGGACUGGGGCAAGUACUUGUUUCCUUGGAACAUUCAUCCAUUCAGCAUAUAUUGAGCACCUUCUGAGGGCGUGGGCCUUCCCUGGUGACUCAGAUGACAAAGAAUCUGCCUGCAAUGCAGGAGACCCGGGUUUGAUCCCUGGGUCGGGAAGAUCCUCUGGAGAAGGGAAUGGCAACCCACUCCAGUAUUCUUGCUGGGAAAUUCCAUGGACAGAGGAGCCUGGCAGGCUACAGUCCAUGGGGUCAUAAAGAGUCGGAUAUGACUGAGCGACCAACCCUUUCUGAGGGUGUGCCAAUGACAAUAGGUGUCUGCCCUCCUGGAACUGACAUCCCAGGGGAGGAAACAGACAGUCAACAGAACUGAGAAUUAAGGGAGGUGGAGUUAGACCAUGAUCAGUGCUCUAAAUAAAGCAGAGAGGAGGCCUACGAGGGUAAGGAAAUGAUGACAUUUGAGAGCCUUCUCCCUGAAGUGGAAUUUAUGAUUGAAAGCAUGGGCUAGCCCUCACCUGUCAUCAAGUCGUUCCAUUCUGGAUGAUGGCACCAGUUAACAGUGACCUGUUGGUUUCCUCCACCAGCAUCAGGUUAAAGACAAGAUAUAAUUUUCUGAAUUUUCCCAUGUGUAUAGGAUCUAUUUCUCACCCUUAAUCAUUUACCAUUUAAAAGCUGGUGUCAACCUUAUUUUUUAUUCUUUGUAAUAUUGGGGGAAGUAAGAUUUUAUCAUUGUCUUUGUGUAUGUUUUUCUACUUUCUGGUUUGUAGAAAAUAAUCUUCAGAAACAUUUUUUUAAUAUUCAGAUACACAUCAAUUCAAGAAAUAUUUUUCAAACACCUAUUUUAUAUAAGGGUUUAAUACCUUAUAGGUAUUAAGGUAUUAAUAGGUAAUACCUUACAGGUAUUAAGGUAUAUCGGUAUUAAGGGUUUAGUACCUGCUGUACUUGAAUGGGCAUAGAAAAUAGGAACUAAAUGUGAUGCAGUGGAGAAGGUAAUAAGGCCCAUCAAGGCAGUUCAAGUAAUGUGGGGCUUAUAGGCUGAUGGUCACAGGAACGAGCAAUUAUUUACCCUCACUUUUUUUUUUUUUUAAUUGAGGGGGCAGAGAAUCAGGGAGGAAUUUAUGGAACCAGUACUAUUUGAACAGGACCUUGGAAUGUUCUAUUUUUUUAUGAUGGUAUGUUAAUUCUUCAGAAUUCAGAAAUGUAUAUUUCUUGUUGCUGGAAUGAAGGUGCUAUUCUUUGUUUUUUUUUCACUACUUUAAAAUAUCAAUAGUUUUUAAAAUAUGCUUAAAAUUUAGACUUGUUUAGAACUUCUUACAGUGUUGUAAUUUGUGUUCAUGCUCAUAGCUAUUAAUAAAUAACCCAACAGUA
Molecule: messenger RNA, 3619 nt
Organism: Dama dama (fallow deer)
Lineage: Eukaryota; Metazoa; Chordata; Mammalia; Artiodactyla; Cervidae
Gene: ELP6
Product: elongator acetyltransferase complex subunit 6
Exons: 7
Coding region: 130-930 (266 amino acids)
Biological process (GO): tRNA wobble uridine modification
Cellular component (GO): elongator holoenzyme complex
Source: RefSeq, a predicted model, not a curated record